Cucumis sativus (cucumber) is the source of this 908-nucleotide messenger RNA. RefSeq lists its product as uncharacterized. The record is from RefSeq and is a predicted model, not a curated record. Bases 246 to 761 code for a protein of 171 amino acids. The transcript is spliced from 2 exons. NCBI's taxonomy places the organism in Eukaryota, Viridiplantae, Streptophyta, Magnoliopsida, Cucurbitales, Cucurbitaceae.
ACCAACCCAACCCAAUUCAAACCCACUUUUAGGGAACCACCACAAAGCCCACAACCACUCUGCUAUUCCAACGGUAACUUUUCACUCUCUUCUUCCCUUUCCCUUUCUCUCUUUCUCUCCACACCAUUAAAUUAAAGAAGAAAUCCCCUUCUUCAAUUCACAACCAAAACAAAGAAACAUUCAUCCUUUUCUCACCUCAUCAAACACAACUCAGAAGCAGAAGAAGCAGCAGAAGAAGUUCCCAAAUGAAUUUGCAAUCUUGGGAAGAUGAUGAAGAGGAGAGAUUGAUCAAAGUGGUGGAGUAUUUGGAGCCAUUGAUGUCCAAAGAGCUUCUCUGCAAAUUCCCAGAUAACUCUGCCUUUGAUUUCGAUUACUCUCAGAGUACCAUCUGGUCUCCUUUGGUCCCUCGGCCUUACAAUUCCAUGGAUUUGGAUGUAAUUACCCCUAUCAAGCUUCCUUCUGAUUUCGAAAACGCCCCGGUGACCGCCAUGGCUGGGAAGAAUAGCUUCAAGAAAGCUACCUCCAACCUUAGGAAGAAGUUCCUAUAUAAUGGCUUCAGUGUUUGUUUUGGGAUUUCGAAAAGCUACAGGAAGAUGAAGAACAAGAAAUUGGUGUCUGAUUUCUCCCCUACGCCUAUACAAGGUGGUGCUUGCUAUCCUAAUAACAAAAAGGGGUGGAGCAAGUUACUGAGAGCAGCCACCAAGCAUUUCAAGAAGAAGAAGAAGAAGGAUCCCACUUCUCAAAUGAAACUCUAUUUCUAAAACACUCAUUCAUAGAAUCAUAUCAUCUACAGUGUCUUUUUUUUUUUUUUUUUUUUUCUUUUCAAAUUCAUUUCCACUAUUAUGCAAGAACAGAAUAUAUGUAAUUAACUUUAUUCUCUCUGUGAAUCAAUGCUCAUUCUUAUUUUC